Molecule: messenger RNA, 2784 nt
Organism: Theileria equi strain WA
Lineage: Eukaryota; Apicomplexa; Aconoidasida; Piroplasmida; Theileriidae
Exons: 1
Coding region: 1-2784 (927 amino acids)
Source: RefSeq, a predicted model, not a curated record
AUGGCUUCACAAAACCAACAAGGACCCUCUGAUAGUAAGGGUAACACACUGUUAUUAAUGAUUCAUGUGAAGAAAGUAAUUCUUAAACAAUGGAUAGCAGAAUGCUUGGAAAUAGAACAACUCAAACUUAGGUGGGAGAUGCAAUGUGAUGGAUUUAAACCUGAGCCUAAUUUGUUCUUAGAAUCUAAAUCUGAGCCAUUUCAAUUAAAUAAACUGGAAGCAGAAAAUGUAGAUACUAUAUCUCUAGUGACGCAAACUGUCAGUUUAGAUGAUAAGAUCACACUUGAUGAUAAAAUAAGCUUGAAACUGGAACUUGUUAUAGAUAAUUCACCAAAUGUAGUUGUAGGAACAGCCAUUUGUAAACUAAAUACACUAAAGAUAAGGUCGCAGUUAAGUCCAUUUUCGUUUGAAUUGAAAAACGAAGAUGAAAUAUUUAUAGGAUACGUGGACACAUUUUAUGUGUCGCAGCAAAGAUGGGUAAUGAUGAACAAAAACUCUUUACCCAUGAUAAGGAGACCAAACACAAUGGAGGAAUCAACCCCUGAAUCUGAGGCCAAAGAUGAUAGUACAACAAUGAGUUCAGAAUACUUUACUGAUGAUUCUCCAUAUUCUGCGAAUAAUGAUAACUCUGAAGAUGAUUAUGUUAUGAUUUUUUGGAAUUCUGCAAAUACAUGUUUUGUGAGAAACCAUCCAAAUGAUGUUCAACUGCAGGAAUUAUACACAUUCAUGAGUUCCUCUUUAAAAAAUGGAGAUCUAAAUGCUGUAAUCGAACUGACAACUCAGCAAAAUAAUUUACCUAAACCACAAGAGAAUUCGCUUUCUUCCACAUUGUUCAAACAACUAACAUACUCUGAUGCUAAAACUUUGAUGCAUACAUCUCAGUCAACACCGUGUGAUAUAUCAUGCACUAAUGAUACUUCUCAAAAAUCUGGCGAUUCUAGCUCAGUUUCUUCAUCAAGAUCGGCGCUUUCAUUCACUAUUGAUGAAAUUCAACAUAGUAGCCGUUUAUAUACUAGCUCUUUGCCGAGUGUAGAAAGGUUCUUAAAUAAACCUGUAUUCAAUGACCCAACAUCAUUUUAUAAUUACAUCUCUCGUCAAAACAAACAUUUUCAAAGUAUUCUCAGUAAAAGGUUUUUAUCUCCAUCUUCUAGGGUGGAUGACCUUUCCACAGGACGAAGCGCAAUAUCGGAUAGAGUUAAGGUACCUAAGAAAUCUUCCCCCGGCUUUGGUGAAAAGUUAAUCAAACACACACAAUCAACAAUUGAUACUAUGUCAUCCUUUAAUAACAAUUUGAAUAGCUAUUCUGGGCCAAGUAUUGAUACAGUAACUACUGAUUUAGUUUCACUAGAAAAUAAAUCAUCCCGCGAUAUCGUAGAUGAGGAAUCUCUGACAAUAGGCGAUGCAACCAUUACAACUACAAAGACGAUGUUUUCUAACACUACAUUUACUGAUAAGGGUCAGAAUUCUGCGAGACUUAUUGGAUUAACUGAGCACAAACUAUUUAAUAUUUAUGAAGCUAGCCCCGCACCAAUAGAAUACAAGGAGUCUGCAGAUGCGGUGAAUAACAUAUCUUCAUUGGAUCCAGAGCACAUACUCAGCAUUAGGGGAGAUUAUGCCACUCCAAUAUGUGAGAAAUCUGUUACGGUAUAUUCACUCUUUAGCCCCGUAAGUAAUAUGAACGAAAAUGAGAUACAUAGUCCAGAUGAAUCCUUGUAUGAUGCACGAUCAUCGCACGAUUCUACUAGCGUCCCGGAUGAACUGAUAGAACUUCCGUUAAAGUUGGAUAAUUUACGUAAUAUAGAUACUUUUGAGACGACAAACUCUAUUUACUAUCAAAAACCAUACGGUAUUGAUUCAGCACACAAGAACAUAGAGUCCAUUAGAAACUAUUUCAAACAACCACAGAAUGCCUACUAUUUGUCUGAUCAAGAUAUAGAUUAUUCACAGGAUAUGGAUUACGUAUACUUUAACGGUGAUUAUGAAACUGACUCCUUGCUUUGCGAAAGUUCUAUACUAGACUUUAAAAUGAUAAUGAGGGAUUUAAAUACUAUGUCUAACUCUUCAAAACCAUCAGUAAUUGGCAUGAGUUUAAGGGAUUGCUCUCAAGAAACCAUAAACAAUGCUUUGGAAGACGCGAAGUUAUUAAAGUCACAAUGUGAAAUAUUACCAAAAGCUGCCAUUAUAAAGAUUUUCCUAAAAUAUUUAAAUUUUUAUGCAUCAGAAAUGAUAUCCGUUGUAAUUCACUUCGAGACGAUUACGCAAAAACAGUUGGAAACCAUAAAAAAAAUAUCAAACAACGUUGAUGAUGUUAUUAACUACAUAGAUAUCGCACUUACUAUACUUAUUAGUGAAUUGCAAAGUUUGAUAGCAAAUAGGAUUGACAAUAUAAAUUUGGAAACUCUACCUUUUGAAUUUAUGAAACAAAAUAAUACAAGAUACAAUGAAAACCUAUCUAGUAUAGAAUCUCAGGGAAUACACACUAGUGAAGCAUGCAACUUUUUCUUAUAUGAUACACAAACUACAGAGACUGAGAUUGACGACUUCGAAAUAGAUGCACCAGUAGUUGAUAAAAAUAUUGUUUUGCGGAAUGUAAUAACGACAAUGUACCAGGAUGUGGGCUCCAUGGGUUCUAGGAGGCUCGUAUACAUAUCAAAAAUGCAAUCCGUGCAAACAAAGAGCAGAGGCUGUCUAAUAAGAUUUUCAGCUAUAAAGUUGGCAUUUUAUCGCACCUUUUGUGGUAGACGUAAGAUAACGAUAGGUUCUGGACAAAUAUUGAAGGUAUAA